AUGGCGUACCCUUUCCAAACAGGCCUCCAAGACGCAGCCUCUCCUAUCAUAGAAGAGCUCCUACACUUUCAUGACCAUACAUUAAUAAUCGUAUUCUUAAUUAGCUCCCUUGUUCUCUACAUUAUUUCAGUAAUACUAACCACUAAACUCACACAUACUAGUACUAUAGACGCUCAAGCAGUAGAAACAAUUUGAACCAUCUUACCAGCUAUUAUUCUAAUCAUAAUUGCUUUACCCUCACUACGGAUCCUUUAUAUAAUAGAUGAAAUUAAUAACCCUUCCUUGACUGUAAAAACCAUAGGCCACCAAUGAUAUUGAAGCUAUGAAUACACAGACUACGAAGACCUAAAUUUUGACUCUUAUAUAAUCCCAACUCAAGAAUUAAAACCUGGGGAAUUACGAUUAUUAGAAGUAGAUAAUCGAGUAGUCCUCCCAAUAGAAAUAACAAUUCGUAUACUAAUCUCUUCCGAAGACGUAUUACACUCAUGAGCUGUCCCAUCCCUAGGACUAAAAACUGACGCCAUUCCAGGGCGCCUAAACCAAACUACUAUUAUAGCCAUGCGACCAGGACUAUAUUACGGCCAAUGCUCUGAAAUCUGCGGCUCUAAUCACAGCUUUAUACCAAUUGUUCUUGAGUUAGUGCCUCUGUCGCACUUCGAAAAAUGAUCUGCCUCAAUAUUAUAA
Molecule: messenger RNA, 684 nt
Organism: Neogale vison (American mink)
Lineage: Eukaryota; Metazoa; Chordata; Mammalia; Carnivora; Mustelidae
Source: the annotation of a RefSeq genome assembly